AUGAUCGUUAAUGUGUGCGCGUCAAGCAUUACCAGGGAACCGGCAAAGCAAUACUCCAACUAUUAUUACUAUCCAAGUAGAUCCGAGAGAAAAACAAGCAAACAACCACCAGAGAAUAAGAAUUCGUCAAGGGAGAAGGCCGGCAAGCCGCCAUCCGUAAAGGCCAGAGCAAAGAAAUUCCUGCUGAAAAUUCGACAUCUGAUUGCUAGAAAAAUCGCAAAGGCCUCUUUGAAGAAGUGA
Molecule: messenger RNA, 240 nt
Organism: Ostertagia ostertagi
Lineage: Eukaryota; Metazoa; Nematoda; Chromadorea; Rhabditida; Trichostrongylidae
Source: the annotation of a GenBank genome assembly